AGGUACAACCACCGCACCGAUAAGAGCUUGUAUUUAGAUUUAUGUAUCCACAUUUAGAUUAAAGCAAUCAUUUUAUAGAUUGAAUGAUUAUUUAUCGUUAAUAUUGUUAUCCUAAAAGAUAAGAAUUUACAACAAAUAAUCAUUUUUUUUACAAUAGUAUUCCCAUAAUUUUUUACUAGUGUUUUUUCUAACAAGAAGAAAAGUUUUCAAAAAACCAUAUUUUAUGUUGUAAAAUAAGUAAUCAGCAUUCAAUUUAAAUUGAAACAUGGGCUGAUCUCAACUUUAUUUUAUAAAAGACGCAUUUAGUUUUUUUUUUUUUGUCUGCUGAAAUAAAAAUAAGUAAAUAGUGAAAAUAUUGAUUAAAAAAUUAGUGAUAUCCUUUUUGAUAAAUAGUUUAGACUUAAACCUUUGGUGAUAGAACCAGUUAUUUUACUAAAGGUUCAUAUUACAUCAUUUUAUGAAAGUAUUUUGAAAAUUAAAUGGAUCAAUCCAACUUAAAUCCAUCUAGACAUAUAUUGACUAAUUAUGCUAAUCAAUCAUUAGAAAAAAGUAAUUCAUUGAAUUUGCGAACAGACUAUGCAACUUUACCAUCAUCUCAACUUCCAUCAUCACAUAACCAUCCUCAUAAUUUCUGGUCUCAGCAAAACUUUAACAAUGUAUGGACACAAUUUCAUACACUAGGAUCAGCAACUUCUACUAAUUCGAUUGCUAUUACAUCACCUUGUACUACUAAUACUUACAGUCCAACUACAAGUUCUAGUAUGAAAUCGUCUCCUCGUUGGCGAUCAUUCAGUGUUAAUUCAAGACAACGCUCUCCUUAUCAGUUUGGAAAUACUCCUAGAAAUAAUCAUUCUAGACAAUUUUCUUCUAAUAAUAAUGGACAUUUUUUUGGUAAUACUCUGUCUAGUCAGUCAAGUUUAUCAAAUCAAAAUUGGCAACAAUUUAACCCAAGACCUCGAUUUACUCCAAGACAAAAUGUACGAAUAAAUAGGCCACGAAGUGCUGUUCAAAUUCAAACAAAUGGGAAUAAUCAAGAAUCAAGUUCAGUAGCUGAAAGUAAGACCCGUAAACGUAAACUAAAAUCUCAACAAUCUGGAGAACCGCAACGAGCUCAAAAACCUUGGAAUCGUGAAGAUGCAGAGAAAGCGAUUGCUGCUGAGAUGGAACUUCGUACACCUAAAAAUAACCAACAAAUAAUGAUAAGAUUUCCGGACCAUGAAAUAACAAGACAAAUUGUACAGAAUUUCCAUUCAGACAUUAAAUCUGUACAUUUUCAUACACCUUGUAACCCAAGGUAUUGCUAUGUACAAGUACAACCAAAUGCAGAUAUAGAAAGUGUCGCUAAAGAAUUAAAUGAAACAAUUUUUCAACAUGAAAAGUUACGAGUGGAAAUAAAAGAAAGUCAAUUUGAGGAAAAACCAUUUCCUGAAUGUAUUGAUCCUUAUACGUUAUAUCUUGGUAAUUUGCCAACUAACAUUACAUCUAAUGCAGUUAAAGAUGAAUUUCCUAAAGCGACUCGAGUUGAUAUUGGCUUUGCUAAAAAAAUGAAGUAUACUAGAUAUGCUUUCAUUAAAUUUUCAAAUGCUGAAGAUGCAAUUCAAGCUUAUAAAGAAAAAUAUAAUUUAGUUAUUGAUAGUCGAUCUGUAGUAUUGAGGUUCAGACGUGGCAAAGGAAAUGUUAAUCCUCCAGGACAAGUAGAUAAAUUGCCUAAUGAAAUGAAUGAAUUUGAUACGCAUAGAUCACCUUUGAUAGUAAAACAAGAACCAGAGGAAAUUCAAGAAAUUGAACAAUAUGAUUUACUACCUGAAUGUGAUGGCCCCGAAAUCAAUAUAUCUUGUAUUAAACCAGAAAUUAUUGAAGAUGAAGAUGAUCCAGAUGCCAUAUAUGAAUCUAAUUUGCCAUAUACAAGCGAUUCCAAUGUUAAAUCUGAAUUUCCUGAUUAUGACGAUGAAUAUGAAGAUAAUUAUUCUUGCGAGGGUGAAGCAGAAAAUGUUCCAUAUACAUUUCAAACAAAUAAAAAUGGUACUGUUAAAGUUGUACUAACAGGGAACAACCAUGCCAAAUGUAUAGAGUCAAGUUUAGAUGAUAUUGCAAUUACACCUGUUAUUGAAGACGAUGAAGAUAGAAGAUGGGCUCAAAAGGAACAUGAAGAUGAGUUGGAUUCUGAUGAAGUUCCUUACUCAUUUGUUCAUAGUAAACAAAAAAAAGGAAAUUUCUGUGAUAAUACAUCAUCAUACAGUUAUGAAAGUGAUAAAAAAAGGAUUUUAUCCCCAGAUAAAAUUGAAGAUGGGCAUCAAUUAUCUAAACAUAUUACAAAAAAAAAUAAGUAGAAAUGCAAAAUACAA
Daktulosphaira vitifoliae (grape phylloxera) is the source of this 2345-nucleotide messenger RNA. RefSeq lists its product as uncharacterized. Gene Ontology annotation, molecular function: RNA binding. The coding region runs from base 480 to 2330 and encodes 616 amino acids. NCBI's taxonomy places the organism in Eukaryota, Metazoa, Arthropoda, Insecta, Hemiptera, Phylloxeridae. The record is from RefSeq and is a predicted model, not a curated record. The transcript is spliced from 11 exons.